Fukomys damarensis (Damara mole-rat) is the source of this 1400-nucleotide messenger RNA. It is a transcript of the gene Lmo4, whose product is annotated as LIM domain only 4. The record is from RefSeq and is a predicted model, not a curated record. The transcript is spliced from 5 exons. The coding region runs from base 99 to 596 and encodes 165 amino acids. Lineage: Eukaryota; Metazoa; Chordata; Mammalia; Rodentia; Bathyergidae.
UCGCGGAGUUUUGACAGUACCCGAGCCGAAAUAGUCGGCGGCGCUCUCCGGAAAGUUGAGAGGAGCUCGUGGCCCUAGAACAAAGCUUGAGAAAAACCAUGGUGAAUCCGGGCAGCAGCUCGCAGCCGCCCCCGGUGACGGCCGGCUCCCUCUCCUGGAAGCGCUGCGCAGGCUGCGGGGGCAAGAUUGCAGACCGCUUUCUGCUCUAUGCCAUGGACAGCUACUGGCACAGCCGGUGCCUCAAGUGCUCCUGCUGCCAGGCUCAGCUGGGCGACAUCGGCACGUCCUGUUACACCAAGAGCGGCAUGAUCCUUUGCAGAAACGACUACAUUAGGUUAUUUGGGAAUAGCGGUGCUUGCAGUGCUUGUGGACAGUCAAUUCCUGCGAGCGAACUCGUCAUGAGGGCGCAAGGCAAUGUGUAUCAUCUUAAGUGUUUCACGUGCUCUACCUGCCGGAAUCGCCUGGUCCCAGGAGAUCGGUUUCACUACAUCAAUGGCAGUUUAUUCUGUGAACAUGAUAGACCUACAGCUCUCAUCAAUGGCCAUUUGAAUUCACUUCAGAGCAAUCCACUACUGCCAGACCAGAAGGUCUGCUAAAAGGUCAGAGUAAUGCAGAAUGCGUGCCUUCAUCUCAGAUUUUGUUCAUCACAGGUGGAUCCCAUGUGUCUUCAGUAGACAAGUCACCUUUGUAGCUAGCACCAGUGCCAGCUCCAUGCCAUUGCACCUUCUUUAGUCUUGAUUGCCCUUCUCGCAUUUAUUGGUGUAUUAAAAUGACUGAAUAUGAACAUUAAGGACUCCAUGAACCUGGGCUAAUGGGAGACUGUAGAGAAAAUGAAAAAAGAUCCACCAGAGGACAUCUUUGGGGGGGGAGGGAGCUUAGGGGGAGGGAAAUGACUAAUGAAGCUAAUUAAAAGCAUUCAAAUCUGCUUUCUACCCUCAUUAACAAUUAGCAGGGCACUGGCCAGAGUUUGUACCCUGUGUUUUACCUUAACAACAUUCUAUUUGCUCUUUGUAUAUUUAAGUGUUGUAAGGAAAUGUGUUUCAAUCAAAACUGAACAUGAGAUAAAGGAAAGAGAUGUGGCUUUUGUGAUAUUCUAUCACAAACACUUUUAUUGUAUCUCUGUAAAAUACAAUGUAUGUAUGCAUGUAAGUGUUUUUGUCCUAAAUGUUGCUAUUCCCAUGGCAAAGAUUAAAAAAAAAAAAAAAAUGAAAGAAAGAAAGAAAGAAAGAAAAGGAAAAGAAAAAAAAAAUCAGGCUCAUAGCAGCUACUGUGUAGAAAUUUCCCCCUACUUCUAAUUUGCUGAAUGAAGAAAAAAAAUCUUUUAUUUGUGAUAUUUUCAGAGACAUUUGCUCUAGUAUGGUGUAUUUAAAUAAUAAAAACUUAAAAGAAAAAAUACUCAA